This is a messenger RNA of Egretta garzetta (little egret), 561 nucleotides long. RefSeq names its product transmembrane protein 14A (gene TMEM14A). The transcript has 5 exons. Gene Ontology annotation, cellular component: mitochondrial membrane. Lineage: Eukaryota; Metazoa; Chordata; Aves; Pelecaniformes; Ardeidae. Gene Ontology annotation, biological process: regulation of heme biosynthetic process. Bases 93 to 398 code for a protein of 101 amino acids. The record is from RefSeq and is a predicted model, not a curated record.
GGGCCCGUGACAUUCCGCUUGAAGUACAUACACAGAGUACAGCCUGGUCGAAAGGGCACUAAGCUGUGCGCUCAGAAGACCUAGUUGGGACCAUGGCUAUUGACUGGACUGGUUUUGCAUACGCUGCGUUGCUGGCUAUCGGAGGUGUUGUGGGAUACACUCACAAAGGUAGUAAAAUCUCUUUAGUUGCUGGUCUCACCUUUGGUUCUGUGGCUGGUUAUGGAGCUUACUGCGUAAGCUGUGAUCCGAGAAAUGUGAAGAUAUCGUUGUUUUCAGCUUUUCUUUUGACCAUUAUAAUGGGAAUGAGGUUCAAGAGGUCCAAGAAAUUAAUGCCAGCCGGACUAGUAGCAUGCCUGAGCCUUUUGAUGAUUUUGAGGCUUGUUUUUAUGCUGCUGUAGGAGAAUUUAGCAGCUCCAGAACCGAAGUAUGACUGCCAUGCCCACCGAACAAACCAGCGAGCUCUCCAUACUUGAAAGACAAGUUUGAACAGAAGUCUUACAUUGCACUUAUCUUUUCGGUACCUGUUAUUUGAUUAUUGACAUUUGCUGAUAUUUUGCAAGC